Molecule: messenger RNA, 589 nt
Organism: Helicoverpa armigera (cotton bollworm)
Lineage: Eukaryota; Metazoa; Arthropoda; Insecta; Lepidoptera; Noctuidae
Exons: 4
Coding region: 52-579 (175 amino acids)
Source: RefSeq, a predicted model, not a curated record
GAUACGUCGAGCACGUGUAGAACGUCAGCGUUGUUUGUGAACCGGGAAGUCAUGCAGUAUCUGCUGUACAUUAUUAUAUUUUCCUCAUUAAUAAUUAAAGGGAUUGGGCAAAAGGACAACCAAAACUAUGGUCCUUACGAAGUGGUAUUCGAAAAGUUUGAAACUUGUAAAGGUCCCAAGCAGUCAGAGUGUGGCUUGUUUGAAAUCAAAAGUUCAAAAAACAUGUCGGACAUAGUAUUCAACCUAGAUUUUCCUAGGGACUGUCCAGCUACCUCGGCUAAAAUAGCAACUAGCACAAUAACCAACAAUGUUACAAAAAAGUUGUGGAACUACGCUCUGAACAAACCCUGCGAACAUUUUGUUUUGGGCCCCAUUCUUGUUGAUGCGUUCAAUUUGACUAAGAAUUGCAAAGUUAACAAGGGUCGCUACGAGGUACACCUCGACUUCGCAGCGAAGGCUAAGAUGUUUUUGGGCACGAGUUUCUUUUACGGCGAGUACGGGUUCAAAACAAUGUCUUUUAAUAAGGUAAACAACUUUUUCUGUGUGUACGCAGUGUUGAACAUUAAGAAACCUGAUUAAAUAUUUGAAA